Varroa destructor (honeybee mite) is the source of this 981-nucleotide messenger RNA. RefSeq names its product meiotic W68 (gene mei-W68). Gene Ontology annotation, cellular component: chromosome. Gene Ontology annotation, biological process: meiotic DNA double-strand break formation. The record is from RefSeq and is a predicted model, not a curated record. Lineage: Eukaryota; Metazoa; Arthropoda; Arachnida; Mesostigmata; Varroidae. Gene Ontology annotation, molecular function: DNA topoisomerase type II (double strand cut, ATP-hydrolyzing) activity; DNA binding; ATP binding.
AUGUCCGGAAACAUUGUAGAGACUACUUGUCUUGAGGAAUUGGAACUAAGAUCUCACCGAACUGCGACGAAGUAUCUCGACCUCAACCAGCCGCGGAGUGAUGAGCGUUGGGCUCGCUUAAUGACUGUUUGCCAAGAGGUCUUCUUUCUUCUUGUUAACAAUCAGCACUCAACAGUUCGACGCAUCUUUUACCUGCACGAGAACAUCUUUAGAGCUCAGGCUCACGUUGCGGAUAGCCUAGAGGACCUCGGAUGCCUCCUUAAUUGCGCUCGAAGGGAUCUCAAUGUCCGGGCAACAGCAAAGGGCUUGGUGUACGGUCAUUUGGAGUGGCGAACGAUUGAAGCAGAUACCUGGUGCAAUUGUUUUUCCACGCCUGUCACAAUUCCUAGUGAUAUGCGUACCAUCGCGGAGAUGCGAAGCAACGCCAACACGGUUUUGAUCGUAGAGAAGGAUACGGUCUUCCAAAAGCUUUUAGAUCAGAAUGCCAUUAAGUUCCUCGACCAGAAUGGCUUGAAGACAAUUCUAGUUACUGGGAAAGGCGUUCCUGAUUUCAGUACGAGGGAGAUGCUGUGGGUCCUAAGGCACAAAGUAAUACCUAAUGCCAGGUUUUACGCAUUGACUGAUGCUGAUCCGUAUGGCCUUGAUAUUGCUGGAAUUUACGCCUUCGGUUCCUUGAGAAGCACACGCUUACGACUCGAGGUAGCUGGUCUCCGGUGGAUAGGAUUUCAUCCAAGCGAAAUCGCCGAGUUUAGAUUGGAUGACGCGCGGCGCUUACCGCUUUCCGAUAUGGACAAUCGACGUCGAAUUGCCCUUAUGAACAGGCCUUGGAUCAAAGGAAGGCCCCAAUGGCGAAGUGAGGUGGACAAGCUUGGUGAGCUUCGAUGCAAGGCUGAAAUUGAGGCUCUGAAUCAGUUUGGUGAAUUUUUUCUCCUUAAAGACUACCUCCUCACCAAACUCCUUGCGGAUCACUCAAGAAACUAA